This is a messenger RNA of Talaromyces rugulosus, 1863 nucleotides long. RefSeq lists its product as uncharacterized. Gene Ontology annotation, biological process: rRNA processing. Gene Ontology annotation, cellular component: Pwp2p-containing subcomplex of 90S preribosome; small-subunit processome. Gene Ontology annotation, molecular function: protein binding. Bases 1 to 1863 code for a protein of 620 amino acids. The transcript has 4 exons. Lineage: Eukaryota; Fungi; Ascomycota; Eurotiomycetes; Eurotiales; Trichocomaceae. The record is from RefSeq and is a predicted model, not a curated record.
AUGGGCAGCAAGACAAAGAACAAGGGCACGUCGUCCUUGGUUCAAGACCCUCCGCGGCGCUUAUUCGAGUUCGACACCGUCGGCGGCGCGAGAGAAGACGACGUCUCCAGCAACGACGAUGAAAUCCCCGAAAAGGACGAGGCCGAGGAAAAACUUGAGAGACUUCUUUUUGGAGACGACGAUGGGUUCCAGGCCGCGCUGAAAAGCCACCUCCGCCACGGUGAGCAAACGACGGAUCUCGUGCGGAAGAGCGGCCAGGAUGAGACGGAGGGGGAAGGCUCUGAAAAUGAGGAGGAUAUGACGAAUAUGGAUGAUGCUGAUCUCUUCUUCCUCGAUGCUGGCGCCGCAGAGACUUCUGGCGCUCUCGUGCUACAGCCAGGCACACCCGAAUCCGACGAAGAUCAAAACGAACCAGCAGUAUGGGCCGACAGCGACGACGAGCGCAUGGCGAUAUCGCUUGCCGGGCAUCAACGCCUACGAAAACUGCGCGACACCGAGGCCGAAGACGUUGUGAGCGGCAAGGAAUACAUCAAAAGACUGCGCAGACAGUACCUGCGACUUCAUCCCACGCCAGGAUGGGCAAACCCUGCAGUUAACAGCAAACGAAGGAAACAGACCGCCAACAGCAGCGAUGAUGACUCGGAAGAGAAUGCGUCUAGUGAAGAGGAGGAUGGCAUGGAUACCGACGACGAAGCGGACCUGUCAGUGCAGCCGCUGGCCAGGCUGCUCCAGGGUGCUGGCGAUUUGAUCAGAGGAAGCGAAGAGCUCAAGAGCGGCGGACGGAGAAACCUGCGCCAGGAAGUUAUUGACAUUCAGCGAUUGAAAGAUGUUGGCGGUGUUCAGCCAUCUGCCAUCGACUCCCUGACCUUCCACCCUCAUCAUCCGCUGCUUCUAUCCUCAGGUGCUGCGUCGACACUCUGGCUGCACCAUAUUUCCCCGCAUGCGCCAACGCCAAACAACCUCCUGACCUCACUGCAAAUCCGACGCACGCCUAUCUAUACCUCUGCGUUCGCGCCGCCCACGGGCAACCGGAUCUUUGCCGCUGGCCGUCGUCGCUACUUCCACGUCUGGGACCUGGACACAGGCAAAGUCGAAAAGAUCAAUGCGACAGCAGACCGCAAGGAAGAACAAAAAGUCAUGGAGCGAUUCAAACUUUCCCCUUGUGGGCGAUAUGUCGGGUUCGUAGGCACGGGGCGCAAGGGAGGCGGCGUGGUCAAUGUGUACGACGCCGCCACGGCGCAAUGGAUCUCGCAAGUGCGUGUUGACGGGCGCGGCGGCGUGGCUGAUUUCGCCUGGUGGAGUGAUGGCAAUGGUAUGGUCGUUGCGAGCAAAAACGGUGAGGUAUCUGAAUGGGACGCCCAGCAGCGCCGCGUUGUCGCGCGUUGGACGGACGCUGGUGCUGUGGGCACUACUAUCAUUGCUCUGGGUGGACUGUCUGGCCGGCCUCAUCUCGGCGGUGAUCGCUGGGUUGCCAUUGGCAGCUCCAGUGGUAUUGUCAAUGUCUAUGACCGGAAGCCAUGGCAGGGCGCCGUUGGCCAUCAGGUUGAGCAGUCCAAGAAGCCCAAGGACAUCCAGGACGCCGUCCCCAGCAAUCCCACCCCAGUGCGUGCUCUCGACCAGCUCGUCACGUCCAUUACGACCAUUGUCUUUGCGCCAGACGGCCAGUUCAUGGUCAUGGCCAGUCGACAGAAGCGAGAUGCGUUGCGACUUGUCCACUUGCCGUCGUGCACUGUCUACAGAAACUGGCCCACAUCCAACACGCCCUUUGGCCGUGUCUCGUCAGUGGCCAUUGCGCCGCAGUCCAAUUACUUGGCCGUGGCGAAUGAGCAGGGCAAGAUUCGUUUGUGGGAGAUUAACGGCUAG